UCGAACAUGACACUUAUUUUUUCGAACAUCAAAAGCAUACUCAAGACGAAACCCAUGAAAAGUAUAUCGUCAUGGCAGGUGGCAGAGAAAUUGAUAAGAUCGUCGCAACGAAACCACGACCAUUGGAAAUGCAGGUCCUGUGCCUCGGGCUUUCCCGUACAUCAACAAUGAGUGAGUGAUAUUCUAGUAAUAUGGAAUAAUGCUCUUCUGACCACCUUCGACAGCCAUGUAUACUGCCCUUAACAAACUUGGCUAUAGAAGCUACCACAUGUUGGAAGCCCCUAAGCCGUACAACAAGCGAUAUCGUCACAUCAACUGUUGGCGCGAGGCGCUCAAAUUCAAAGUUCAUGGAAUUGGGCAGAAAUACGGCCCCGAAGAUUUCGACAAGUUGCUUCAAGAGUACAGCGUUGGUAAGCCGGAUUUUGAAUUAUCAUAAAAGCUGAUAAGUUACUAGGCAGUCACAGACAUGCCCUGUGUGAACUUUGCGGCCGAACUUGUAGCUGCCUUUCCAAACAGCAAGAUUGUCCUAAUACAACGUGAACCAAGCUCAUGGGUCAAGUCGGUGGAGACAUCUAUUUAUUCCAUUCUCAGCUGGCGAAUUUGGCCCUUCUUGAUAUGGCUAGAUCCUGUAGGCGCUGACGCAUUUUUGAGAAGAAUCAACCUUGACGAGAGACAUUUAGGAAGGGUUGGGUGCACUACAUGAUUGCCUCCAGCUUGGACUGGCCGAUUGGACGUCCCCUAAGCCAUGGACCGACCAUAAUGCUUUGGCGAGAUAUAUGCUAGUUCAUAUCAAACAUAUCAGGUCCCCUCGUUGCACCUGAAAAUCUUCUGGAGUUUCAUCUACGAGAUGGAUGGGAACCACUGUGCAAAUUCCUGGGUAAGGAAUCUGUGCCCGAUGAGCAAUUUCCAUAUGUGAACCAGGGUAGUAAUGCUGCCAAUAUUGUGAAGGUUGGGGUGACACUGAAGCUGGUUAAGAUGGGUAUGCCUUACAUACUAGUAAUUGGCGUGGCUAUUUGGGCAUGGG
Hymenoscyphus albidus is the source of this 1024-nucleotide messenger RNA. Lineage: Eukaryota; Fungi; Ascomycota; Leotiomycetes; Helotiales; Helotiaceae. The record is from the annotation of a GenBank genome assembly.